GAAGUCCAUGAGGUUAAAGUGCUAUUCAUCUGACAGCUUCUGCUGCACUGCGGAGCUGCUAUUGUGCGAUUGGGCAAAAAGCUGCUGUUUGUAACCGAAGCCAUUUGUUUCUGUGCUAGGCUUGCAGACUCUGGGCAAGAGGGUGUGAUGGCAACAGCAGUGGCAAGUCUCAUUAAUGUGCUGGAAUCGUACAGGGGCAGAGACAGAUUGAUGCGGACACUAUGUUACAGCUGCCAACUCCUAGGUGGGCUUAUGACACAGAAGAAUGGGGCAAGGCCGAAUUUUGGAAAGAGCCUUCUGAUUGUGGCUUCUCAGCUCAGCCACUGCAGGACUGUACUGCGUCUAUUUGAUGAUCUGUCCAUGCUGGCAUACUCCAUGAAGUAUGGCCUGGGAAAGAAGGAGAAAGACUGCCUUAUUCGGUAUAUAUCGGUGAUUGGUAACAUAGCAGAUCAGCUAUAUUACCCCUGUGAGCAUGUGGCAUGGGCUGCCGAUGCCGGUGUUAUACAUGCAAAGUCUGAAAAGUGGUGGACAGCCAGCACUGCGCUUUGGGGUCUCUCUCUCCUUUUGGGAAUUUUAAGGUCUAUUAGAAUUUUACACAAAUUAAGAAGGCACAAGGAAAAGCAUACUGGGAAGGAUCUUCCAAAAAGCCAGGGGGAAAUAAAAUUCCAAAUGAGAUCUGAGGUUUUGAACAUCAUCAGUUCCACCUCUGACUUGGCUAAUGCCAUCCACUGGAUGCCUCCUGGCUUCCUUUGGGGAGGGUGCUCACCAAACUGGUUUGUGGGACUACUAGGGACUAUAUCCUCAUUGAUCGGUAUUUACCAGACUGCUGUUGGAGGCAGUGCAGGAGGUGUAUGAGUCCAAAGAAAGACGAAAGCAAAAUGCAUUGACACGUUGAUCUUCUUAAUGUUUGAAUAAGAAAAGGAAAACUGUACAUAUACAUCGGACACUGCCUCACAGCCUGAGACAAGGAAAACAACUGUUUCACCAAUAUGUUUUAUUCGUUUCAUUUUCAUAAACGAUCCUUGCACUCA
Molecule: messenger RNA, 1031 nt
Organism: Spea bombifrons (plains spadefoot toad)
Lineage: Eukaryota; Metazoa; Chordata; Amphibia; Anura; Pelobatidae
Gene: PEX11G
Product: peroxisomal biogenesis factor 11 gamma
Exons: 5
Coding region: 148-855 (235 amino acids)
Biological process (GO): peroxisome fission
Cellular component (GO): peroxisomal membrane
Source: RefSeq, a predicted model, not a curated record